Physcomitrium patens is the source of this 1828-nucleotide messenger RNA. The record is from RefSeq and is a predicted model, not a curated record. Lineage: Eukaryota; Viridiplantae; Streptophyta; Bryopsida; Funariales; Funariaceae.
AAUGUGGGGUUUAGAAUGGCCAUACAGAUUUUUAAGAAAAGCGGAUAAAGUGACCCUGAGCGUUUGCUCCACCAACCCAAGAGCGCAUACUCUGUAGCAUGUGUGGCAGCAUGCAAGAAGUGGCCAAAUUCGGAGGAAGAAAAAGUUCGAAAUAUGUCUAGUAGGGGUGCAUUUACAAUUGUUGACUACAAGGCGGGCCAAUCUCCAUCAGCAUCGUCGCUUUUUCCCGAAAAGUUCUCGAGAGUUUAUGGUUUGCUGCAAGGGUGAUGGUACCACUUCUGUCUUCAUGGUAAGAAUCAAAACUUUAGGUAAUUGCAGCUGGUGCUAGAUGCUUGGAAUUGCAAGAGCGAGAAGGGACGACUUUAGUCGCGGAGAGAAGUAGCAGGGAAUUAAUUGUUCGGAGCACGACAUCGUCACACUUUGUAAGGGACAGUGGAGGACCAUCACGAAUACUGGACGAAUUUCGAGUGCGAGUCAUGGCCAAGAACGCUGUUGCAGGCGUUUCUAACUCGCAGUGUGGAAUGAUAAUUAAACCUUCUGCGUCAAUGAGGGCAACACGUGAAACUCUCCGAUGGAGCAACAUCGUAUCCAACAAAACUUGCACAUCAUUCCGUCGUUUAACCGUGAAAAUUCAUGCGAUGGGAAGAUUAAAUGUUCAUUGUGUUGAGACCUCCCAUCCCUGCAGACCAAGGCUCAUGUCUGCCCCUUUCGGAGGAAGAUUGCCCACUUUUCAAAUUCGCGCAUCACAUGGCGAGAAUGUCUUGCCUCCUCCAGCUCUGUCAGGUGACAAUGGCGUGGCCACUCUCGAUUCUCUUCUGGAUGGUUCCUCCAGCGAGAAUAAGACAAUCCCUGAUAAGAUCGACGAUCGCAGUGACCGUUGGGAGGCGAUUAUCGAGCGGGUGAUUUUCAACUGUCGGUUCUUCACACUCAUGGCAGUUGUGGGAUCUCUGGUCGGUUCAGUGCUGUGUUUCUUGAAGGGCACCUUGUUUGUGACACAGUCCUUCGUGGAAUAUUUUCAAGCAGCAUGGCAAGGUCUUAGUACCAGUAAAGUUGUGUUUCUCCUCGUGGAAGCUGUUGAUGUAUACUUAAUGGGAACUGUGAUGCUCAUAUUUGGUAUGGGACUUUAUGAGCUUUUUGUGGACACGUUGGAGGUGUCUGGCGCUGAGUGUGAGGAAGUACGAGAACCCGCAUGUGGUUCAAAUCUGUUUGGCCUCUUUCAAAUGAAGGAGCGGCCAAAGUGGCUUGAAAUCAGGUCGCUGGACGAGUUAAAGACUAAGCUUGGGCACGUGAUAGUGAUGAUUUUGCUGGUUGGAAUGUUCGAAAAAAGUAAGAAGGUGCCGAUCAACAAUGGGCUUGAUCUGCUCUGUUUUUCUGCUUCCAUUCUCCUCUCCUCUGGCUGUCUCUUUCUGCUAUCUAAACUUCACAGCACUCACAGCGGCGCCCAUUAAGGUCCAGAUUCUGGAGCAAUUUUUUCAUACAAAAUUCCAUGAUUUGCAUUGGAAAUGUUCCAUUGCCGAAAUUUCUGCUACUCAAUCAGUUUGAUUCAGUUGAAGAAGCGUUAUGAGAUCAUGCAGAAAACGAAUUUGAUCUAAGCAGUUUUCUCAAAGAUAUCUGUAAAAUGAUUACAGAAGGCAUCAUACAAGUAGUGAAACGAUUUUAUCUUUUUGAAUCUAUCCUAGUUAUCUACCAAAUGUGGGUGCAUUAUAACAAACAAAUCAGAGAUGUAUCACUUAACUACAUAGGGAUUGGUUAUAGAAAUGAGAUUGUGAAGAUUUGGCUUCUAUUAAAGUGUAUAAUAAAAUAUGGGUAGAUCAAUCAAGUUCAUUAA